Molecule: messenger RNA, 1756 nt
Organism: Monomorium pharaonis (pharaoh ant)
Lineage: Eukaryota; Metazoa; Arthropoda; Insecta; Hymenoptera; Formicidae
Product: putative serine protease K12H4.7
Exons: 10
Coding region: 96-1544 (482 amino acids)
Biological process (GO): proteolysis
Molecular function (GO): dipeptidyl-peptidase activity; serine-type exopeptidase activity
Source: RefSeq, a predicted model, not a curated record
AGGCAUUAAUCAGUCGCAUUUUAGCGCGUAUCUAGCGCGGUUUGAAAGAUAAAUAAAACAUCUUUCUAUUAGACAAUUGUAAAGAGAAACGGAUUAUGAUUGUAUUAAACGUUUUAUUCGUUCUGUGCUCGAUUCAGCCUCUCGUCAAUGGGGUGGGUUUUCGCGGAUUUACUUUUCAUGGUUUAGAGGAGCCAGUGCCGUUUUCACAAGAUGCAGGCAAAGAUAUAGUGGAGGGUUGGAUCACUCAACCUCUCGAUCAUUUCAAUCAUCGCGACAAUCGCACAUGGUCAAUGCGCUACAAAGAGAAUUCCGCGUUUUUGAAAAAAGAUGGGCCAAUUCUGAUCAUGAUCGGCGGAGAAUGGGCGAUAACAGACGGGUAUUUGCAAGGUGGAUUGAUGUAUGAAAUUGGCAUGAAAUACGGUGGCUUGAUGUAUUACACCGAACAUCGAUUUUACGGAGAGAGUAAGCCAACGAAAGACAUUAGCACAGAGAACUUGCAGUACUUGAAUGUUGAUCAAGCGCUCGCCGAUCUCGCUUAUUUCAUCGAAACGAAGAAGAAGGAAAAGGAUUUGGAAAAAAGUAUAGUAAUAGUAGUCGGUGGAUCUUACGCUGGAAACAUGGCAGCGUGGGCACGCCUUAAAUAUCCUCACCUCAUUCAAGGUGCUUUAGCUAGCAGCGCUCCAGUUUUGGCGAAGGCCGAUUUCUACGAAUACUACGAGGUCGUGACAAAGUCUCUUAACAGACAUAGUAAAGAAUGCGUUGAAAGUGUCAAAAAUGCAUUCGUAUCUGUAGAGGAAUCAUUGGCCACUCUAGCUGGCUCAGUUUGGAUUCAAAUUCUCUUCAACUUGUGCGAUAUUCCUGACAUAAAUUCUCCUAAUGAUCUUGGAUUCUUGAUGAACAUGCUGGCAGAGGUGUUCGCCGGAGUCGUUCAAUAUGACAAAAUCGAAGGUAAUCAAACAAAUAUCGCGGCGUUGUGUGACAAAAUGACGGCGGAGCAUUUAGGCAGUCCUUUACAGAGACUGGCGCUCGUUUUUUCCAAUGAAGGCAAUUGCAGAAAUUUAACAUAUAAUAAUUUUGUGAAAACAUAUCGAGAGACUUCAUGGGAGUCAACGGCAGCUACAAGUAUCAUGAGACAAUGGAAUUAUCAGACCUGUAUGGAAUACGGUUACUACCAGACGACGAACUCAGAUAAAUCAAUAUUUGGGACGCUCUUUCCGUUAGAUUACUACAUCAACUUGUGUCUCGAUUUGUUUGGCGAUGAUUACGAUGGAGAGAAAUUGGAUUCACGGGUGAGAAGAACGAAUAUAAUGUACGGUGGAAACUUACCCGAUUUACGAAAUGUCAUUUUCACGAAUGGCGAUAUUGAUCCAUGGCACUCGUUAUCAGUCCUACAGGAUUUAAACGAUUUUUCACCCGCUAUUUUUAUUAAUGGAUCGUCGCACUGCCGUGACAUGUUAAGUGACGUAGACACCGAUCCGGACGACUUGAAAAAAGCCAGAGCGAGAAUUCGUAGCAUAAUUGGCAAAUGGAUUUCCUCCUGGUGAAAGUUCCCAUCGAAUGUCUGUCGAAUACGUCCGCUACCGAUUUUUAAGAUGUAUAAACGGAAUUACACACUUUUUGUUUUAAUUGUAAUAUAUUAAUAAAAAAUUACAACGCUUUAUAUGUAAUAUGGUUUUAAAUAAUAUACAUUAUUUACACUGCACUUGUUAUCUAGGUACAUAAUGCAAAAAUAAAAUUAUAUUUUCCUAAUAACAAA